Molecule: messenger RNA, 7768 nt
Organism: Ctenopharyngodon idella (grass carp)
Lineage: Eukaryota; Metazoa; Chordata; Actinopteri; Cypriniformes; Xenocyprididae
Product: dnaJ homolog subfamily C member 13-like
Exons: 56
Coding region: 212-6985 (2257 amino acids)
Biological process (GO): receptor-mediated endocytosis; regulation of early endosome to late endosome transport; endosome organization
Cellular component (GO): endosome membrane
Source: RefSeq, a predicted model, not a curated record
GAAGCUGCCGUCGUGCGCAUGCGCAUUGCCCUGCUGGUGGCAGAAGGAAGAUGGCGGCGUCCUGGGUUUCUUACUGAGGGAAGCGCAAUCGGCCAGUUUGGGCUUCAGUUCGGGAUCAUUGAGCCGCAGCAGACACGCAUAAAGAAGGGCGGGGGGCCGAGGGACAGAACCGAGCCGCUUCUGAUAUCAUAUAUCCAGGCCCUGCCUGAAGAUGAACGUCCUCAAAGACAACAAAGACUUGGCCUGUUUCUACACAACCAAACACUCCUGGCGGGGGAAGUACAAGCGUGUGUUCUCCGUGGGGACUCAUGGCAUCACCACAUACAAUCCAACCACCUUAGAAGUUACAAACCAGUGGCCGUACGGUGAUAUCUGUGGCAUCGCUCCGGCGGGGAAAGGCCAGGGAACCGAGUUCAACCUCACUUUCCGCAAGGGCAGCGGGAAGAAGUCCGAAACGCUGAAGUUCUCCACUGAGCAUCGCACUGAGCUGCUGACAGAAGCGCUGAGGUUCAGAACAGACUUCUCAGAGGGAAAAAUCACCGGAAGACGCUAUAACUGCUACAAGCAUCACUGGAGCGACACACGGAAGAGUGUGUGUUUGGAAGUCACUCCCGGAGGCAUCGAUCAGAUCGACCCCCAGACCAACCGCGUGAUCUGCUCGUAUGACUACCGCUGUGUCGAGGGCUUCGCCGAGGUCUCCGACUACCAGGGCGGCUUCUGCGUGCUGUACGGCGGCUUCGGCAGACUGCAUCUUUUUGCGUCUGAGCAUCGUGACGAGAUCAUUCGCAGCGCGAUCGAGCACGCCGGCAACUUCAUCGGCAUCACGUUACGCCUCCGUAAGGAGCAGCUGACGUUCGAGGGCUUCCUCGGCGAGCGUCUGGGGAAGUACAGUUCGGAUGAGUGCAUCACCUCGCUCACCGAGUUCAUUGUGCAGAAGCUCACGCCGCGGCACAGCGAGCCGGUGAAGCGGAUCUUGGCCCUCACAGAGACGUGUCUGGUGGAGAGAGAUCCUGGUUCCUACAACAUAGUCACUGUUAAGCCCUUCGGAGAGGUUUUCGCUCUGAUCUGUGAUGCGGAGAAUCCUCAGGUCUUCAGCAUCGAGUUCAUCCGAGGACAGAUCCGGAAGUACUGCUCCACAGACAGGGACUCUCUGCUGGCGAGUCUGCUGGACAGCGUGAGGGCGUCUGGGAACAGGGAUGUGUGUGUGAAGAUGGCGCCCACGCGGAGGGGUCAGCGCUGGGGUCUGCUCAGCAUGCCUGUGGACGAGGAGGUGGAGAGUCUUCACCUCAAAUUCCUCGCGUCGCCGCCAAAUAACAAUUUUGCAGAUGCAGUGUUCAGAUUUAACGCCAACAUCUCUUACAGUGGAGUAUUGCAUGCCGUCACUCAGGACGGUCUGUUCUCAGAGAACAAGGAGAAACUGAUCAGCAACGCCAUCCUGGCUCUCUUAUCUCAAGAUGUGGACCUGCCGGGGCCGAACUCGGAGUUGGAGGCUCAGUUUCAGGCUAUCAGACGGCUGGUGGCCUCCAAAGCCGGUUUCCAGGCCUUCACGCAGCUCCCAAAGUUUAGAGAAAAAUUGGGAGUAAAAACUGUUAAAGCGCUGAAGAGGAACAACAACGGUGUUACCCACGCUGCCAUAGACAUGCUCUGUGCUCUGAUGUGUCCGAUGCACGAUGAUUACGAUCUGCGGCAGGAGCAGCUGAACAAAGCCUCUCUACUUUCCUCCAAGAAGUUUCUGGAGAACCUGCUGGAGAAGUUUAUCAGUAAUGUGGAUCACGGCACAGGAGCGUUAGUGAUCAGCUCGCUGCUGGACUUCCUGACCUUUGCCCUCUGCGCUCCCUACAGCGAGACGACGGAGGGUCAGCAGUUCGACAUGCUGCUGGAGAUGGUGGCGUCCAACGGACGGACGCUCUUCAAGCUCUUCCAGCAUCCCUCUAUGGCCAUCGUGAAAGGAGCCGGUCUGAUCAUGAAGGCCAUCAUUGAGGAAGGAGAUAAGGAGAUCGCCACUAAGAUGCAGGAUCUGGCCCUGAGCGAAGGCGCUUUACCCAGACACCUCCACACCUCCAUGUUCACCAUCAGCGCUGACCAGCGGAUGCUCACCAACAGACAGUUGAGUCGACAUCUCGUGGGAUUGUGGACUGCAGAAAACCCCAUUGCCUUGAACCUCCUGAAGAGGAUACUGCCCACCGGUCUGUUGGCGUAUCUGGACAGCUCUGACCCCGUGCCUGAGAAGGAUGUCGAUAGGAUGCACAUACGUGACAAUGUCAAGAUCGCCACAGACCAAUUUGGGAGGAAUAAAGUCCCAGAGUGGCAGCGUUUAGCAGGUAAAGCUGCUAAAGAGGUUGAGAAGUUCGCCAAAGAGAAGGCAGACUUAGUGCUGGUGCACUGGAGAGACAAGAUGGGCAUCGCUCAGAAGGAGGACAGGAAUAACCUGAACGCAAACCAAAAACCGGUCAUCCUGAGGAAGAGACGACAGCGGAUCAAGAUCGAGUCCAACUGGGAGCUGUUUUACUACAGGUUUCAGCAGGAUCACGCUCGCUCUAAUCUCAUCUGGAAUCUGAAGACCAGAGAGGAGCUGCGAGACGCUCUGGAGGGAGAGAUGCGCUCCUUCAGCGUGGACCGAGAGCUGGGCAGCACCAACGUCAUCUCCUGGAACCACCAAGAGUUUGAGGUGAAGUACGAGUGCCUUUCUGAUGAGAUUAAAAUCGGCGAUUAUUACCUGCGUCUGCUGCUGGAGGAAGAUGAAAAUGACGAGUCUGGUGCCAUCAAGAGAUCGUAUGAGUUUUUUAACGAGCUCUACCAUCGUUUCCUGCUGACUCCCAAAGUAGCCAUGAAGUGUCUGUGUCUGCAAGCGCUCACUAUCGUCUACGGCAAGUGCUGUGAGGAGAUCGGACCCUUCACUGACACCAAGUAUAUUGUGGGCAUGUUGGACCGGUGUACAGACAAGCUGGAGAGAGACAGACUCAUCCUUUUCCUCAACAAACUUAUUCUCAACAAGAAAAACGUGAAGGAUAUCAUGGACUCAAAUGGAGUGCGUAUUUUAGUGGACCUGCUGACGCUCGCUCACCUUCACACCAACAGGGCCACCGUACCACUGCAGAGUAACGUAUUAGAGGCUUCGCCGGACAUGAAGAGAGAGAGCGAGAAGGAGUGGUACUUCGGUAACGCAGAUAAAGAGAGGAGAGGACCUUUCAGCUAUGAGGAGAUGCAGGAGUUCUGGAGCGCCGGCACCCUGACGGCCAAGACGCGCUGCUGGGCUCAGGGGAUGGACGGCUGGCGCCCCCUGCAGGCCAUCCCGCAGCUGAAGUGGUGCCUGCUGGCUGGUGGACAGGCUGUGAUGAACGAGACCGACCUGGCCACGCUCAUCUUGAACAUGCUCAUCACCAUGUGCUCCUACUUCCCCAGCAGGGACCAGGAUAAUGCCAUUAUUAGGCCUUUGCCGAAGGUGAAGAGACUCAUCAGUGACAACACCUGCCUGCCUCACAUCGUCCAGCUGCUCUUGACCUUUGACCCCAUCCUGGUGGAGAAAGUAGCCAACCUGCUGUACCUGGUGAUGCAGGAUAACCCUAACCUGCAGCGGCUCUACCUCACCGGAGUCUUCUUCUUCAUCAUGAUGUACACCGGCUCCAACGUGCUGCCUGUCGCACGUUUCUUGAAGUACACUCACCUGAAACAAGCCUUUAAAUCAGAGGAGGCUAAAGGUCUGGACAUCGUUCAGAGGAGCAUUUUGGGCCCGAUGCUGCCCGAGGCCAUGGUGUGUUACUUGGAGAAUUACGAGGCAGAGCGAUUUUCUGAGAUUUUCUUGGGAGAGUUUGACACGCCUGAAGCCAUCUGGAGCAGCGAAAUGAGGCGUAUGAUGAUCGAGAAGAUCGCCGCUCACCUGGCAGACUUCUCUCCUCGUCUGCAGAGCAACACUCGAGCUCUGUAUCAGUACUGCCCCAUCCCUGUGGUCAGCUUCCCUCAGCUGGAUAACGAGCUCUUCUGCAACAUCUAUUACCUCCGACACCUGUGCGACUCCAACCGCUUCCCCAACUGGCCCAUACGUGACCCUGUGAAGCUGUUGAAGGACACUCUGGACGCAUGGAAGAGAGAGGUGGAGAAGAAGCCGCCCUCCAUGUCUGUGGAUGACGCCUAUGAGGUGUUGAACCUCCCUAAAGGACAGGGACAGCAUGACGAGAGUAAAAUAAGGAAAGCUUACUUCAGAUUGGCUCAAAAAUACCAUCCAGACAAAAAUCCCGAGGGCAGGGACAUGUUUGAGAAGGUCAACAAAGCCUACGAGUUCUUGUGCACUAAAUCAGCCCGUAUUGUGGACGGCCCUGACCCAGAAAACAUCAUCCUGAUCCUGAAGGCCCAGAGCAUCCUGUUCAACAGACACAAACAGGAAUUGGAGCCGUAUAAAUACGCUGGUUACCCCAUGCUAAUUAAGACCAUCACCAUGGAGACGGAUGACGAGCAGCUCUUCUCCAAAACCUCACCGCUGUUACCGGCAGCCGCAGAAUUGGCCUUCCACACCGUCAACUGUUCGGCCCUCAACGCAGAGGAGCUCCGCAGGGAGAGCGGCAUCGAGAUGCUGAUGGAGGCUCUGUCUCGCUGUGUGGCUGUGCUCACGGCAUCCAGCAAAGCUGAAGACAUGGCAGUACAGGUGUGCGGGCACGUCUGUAGGUGCUAUAGCGUAGCUGCUCAGUUCGAGGAAUGCAGGGAGAAAAUUGUUGAGCUUCCCAACAUUAUUAGAGAUGUGUGUCACAUUCUCUAUUAUGGCAAGGGUUUGCCCCGUCUGGGCACAGUGGCCGUUCAGUGCGUGAGCUCCUUCGCUGUAGACUUCUUCCUCCAGACGCACCUGUACCAAGCCGGCGUUCUGUGGCACCUGCUAGUCAACCUCUUCAACUAUGACUUCACCUUAGAAGAGAGCGGCGUCCAGGCCAGUCAGGAUACUAACCAGCAGGAGGUGGCCAACAGCCUAGCCAAGCUCAGUCUGGUGGCCCUGGGGCGGCUCGCGGGUUACACGUCUGCGUUCGGCCCCGAGGACGGCCCCGCCGGAGAGGCCAAUGGAGUGGGACACCCUCCAGAGAAUCCCGCCAUCAGGAAGAGCCUGGCGGCCAUGUUGACGCCCUACAUCUCACGCAAACUGGGCAGCAGUUCACCGGCGGAGAUUCUGAAGUUGUUGAAUAGCAACUCGGAGAACCCGUAUUUGAUCUGGAACAACGGGACCAGAGCCGAGCUGAUGGAGUUCCUGGAGGCGCAGCAGGAGAGCAACAUCAAGAGAGGCGAGUGUGAUAAGAGUUUCGGAUCGGAGUUCGUGUUCAGUGAACACGGGAAGGAGCUGAUCGUGGGAGAGAUCUUCAUCCGGGUUUACAACGAGCAGCCUACGUUUCCUCUGGAGUAUCCGAAAGCGCUGGCCUCGAGUCUCUUGGACUACGUGGGCUCUCAGGCGCAGUACCUGCACACUCUCCUCGCCAUGACUCAGACUAACAAAGUCGAGUCGCAGCAACACGCUCAGAGACUGCGCUGGGCCGAGAUGGCUCUCGAAGCUCUCCGCAACGUCAUCAAGAACAACCCAGGCUCUGAGACGGAGUGCAUCGGACACUUCAAGCUCCUCUUCUCUCUGCUGAGAGUUCACGGCGCCGGCAAGGUUCAGCAGCUUGCUCUGGAGGUGGUGAAUACUGUCACAUCAAACCAGGACUGUGUCAUCAACAUCGCAGAAUCGCUGGUUCUUCCCAAUCUGCUGGUGCUGCUGCACUCUCUGCCAUCCAGCCGACAGCUGGUGCUAGAGACGCUUUACGCUCUGACCUCCAACACUAAGAUCAUCACAGAGGCCAUGAACAAAGGUUCACUGAUCUACCUGUUAGAUCUGUUCUGUAACUCCACCCACCCUCAGGUGCGCACACAGACCGCAGAGCUCUUCUCCAAAAUGACCUCAGACAAGCUGGUGGGACCCAAGGUGCGUCUGACCCUGGUGCGAUUCUUGCCGGCUGUUUUCAUGGACGCCAUGCGUGACAAUCCAGAGGCGGCCGUGCACAUAUUCGAGGGAACGCACGAGAACCCCGAGCUCAUCUGGAACGACAGCUCGAGAGAGACCGUCUCCACCACCGUCAGAGAAAUGAUGCUGGAGCAUUUUAAGCAACAGAAAGACAAUCCUGAUGUCAACUGGAAGCUGCCCGAGGAGUUUUCGGUGGCGUACGGAGCGGGACAGGGAGAGCUGGAGGUCGGCGGAGUGUUUCUGCGGAUCUUCAUUGCUCAGCCUGGCUGGGUUUUACGGAAACCCAGAGAUUUCCUGGUGUCAUUAAUGGACACUCUGACCACACUGCUGGAGAAAAACAACCCCAAUGGCGAGGCGCUGGAGACGGUCACCACCGCAGCCGUGUGUCUCUUCAGCACGCAGACACAGCUGGCCGAUCAGGUCCCCCCUCUCGGGCAUCUGCCGCGUGUGCUGACGGCGCUCAACCACAAGAACAAUGCUGUGCCCAAAAGCGCCAUCAGACUCAUACACGUGCUCUCAGACAACGAGCUGUGUGUGCGGUCCAUGGCGGCUCUCGAAACGAUCGGGCCGCUGAUGACGGGGAUGAAGGUGAGGGCUGAUAUGGCAGGACUGGCCUGUGAGGCGCUGAACCGCAUGUUCCAGCGAGAGCAGAACGAACUCGUCGCACAGGCUCUUCGAGUGGAGCUGGUGCCGUAUCUUUUAAAGCUGUUGGAGGGAAUUGGGUUGGAGACUCUUGAAAACCCUUCAGCAACCAAAGCUCAGAUCGUCAAAGCGCUGAAAUCCAUGACGCGCAGCCUGCAGUUCGGAGAGCAGGUGAAUGAAAUCCUCUCUCGUUCCACUGUGUGGAGUGCCUUCAAAGACCAGAAACAUGACCUCUUCAUCUCCGAAUCCCAGACUGCAGGUUACCUGACAGGUCCAGGAGUGGCGGGUUAUCUGACAGCAGGCACCGGCUCUACAGUCUUGCCCAGCGUCCCACCGCCCGUAGACAACGACAUCGGAGACCUGGGCUGAAUUAGACCAGCAGAACAUCAGACGAACCCGGACACAGAGAUGAGCGAGCCUGUCUGGAGCAGCACCUGAUCCUCAAGGACAGACGACGGAGUGACGGACAGACAGAGAGAGGGAAUGGAGGGCUGGUCGUUUCCUCUGGUCUUUAGUGAUUCCUUCAUUUUAAUACAUCAACACUUCCUCCUCUUUCAUUUUAUAUUCUGUUGCAUCUCAUAAAUCUUUUCUUUCCAUGGAGAGCAAAAUAGUUUACUUUUGUAUUGAGAUAUUUUUAUGCAUUUGUUUGUUUUUUCUUCAUUCGAGUUAGCUGAUGAAUGGAUCUGAUACGUCUUCGUCUUCCUGCGUCUCACAUUCAGCCCGUGUCUCAAGCGAUGUCUGUCCGCAUCUCAACAAAUCCUCUACAUUUUCCAUUUUAUAAAAUGCAGCCUUGCAUUUCUGUAUUCUCGAGAAGGAGCCUGUGAGACUGUGAUUAUUAUGUGAGAAGCGCACUGGCUGCAGUCUGUCCUGUUUCCCCGUCUCUCAUCACUGUCCUCUAUAACUUUCCCUCCUUCCCCAGAAAGCACUAGACUAUUUAUACUAGUUGAUAAAGACCAACUGAAAAUGAGCUUCUUAAAGGACAAAGAACAAAUCAUACUGACUCUGAUUACAAAUGUAUGUGAAAGACUAGUGCAAUUGUGAAAUGUUAAAUGUAAUAUGCCGUACAUAAACUUUCUAUAUUGAAUGUACAUUAAUAAAAAAUAAAUCAGUUGCACUUGUACAUAAAAUUUUAAGAAUAAAAGGGAAUCCACA